Molecule: messenger RNA, 2919 nt
Organism: Rhodofomes roseus
Lineage: Eukaryota; Fungi; Basidiomycota; Agaricomycetes; Polyporales; Fomitopsidaceae
Product: gamma-tubulin complex DGRIP91/SPC98 component
Exons: 13
Coding region: 165-2714 (849 amino acids)
Biological process (GO): meiotic cell cycle; cytoplasmic microtubule organization; spindle assembly
Cellular component (GO): spindle pole; centrosome; gamma-tubulin small complex
Molecular function (GO): microtubule minus-end binding; gamma-tubulin binding
Source: RefSeq, a predicted model, not a curated record
GUUGUUACCUGGCCCUGUGUGCAAUUCCGCGACAUGCAGGAACUGUGGCAAGGGUCGGAGAUGAUGUUCGAUUUGGAAGGAGGAGCAGCUCGAGCGCCUAAGUGGACGCGAUCGAGGAACGCGUCGACGCGUGCUGCGACGCGCCUCUCCUCUAUCAAGCCCCCAUGUCCUCCUCCCUCGAGUCCCUCGUAACUUCCCUCGUCCCUCGCGCAAGGCAAGACGCAAGCCUGAAGAAGGAGCUCACAUCGCAUUGUCAAGAAAUCCUCAGCAGUCAUAUAGGCCAGUCCGUAGAUAAUGAUAUAGGACAUUUGGCAGACCUUGUAAAGCGCAACUUGCUGCAGUCUACACCUGAUGGUACGACCGCCCUUCGCUUCACAAAUCUUCUCUCACGAUUGUUGGAUCAGCAAAUACUGUCUAGGAAACACGCAUCCCUGCAAUUCCUCCAUGCGCUUUCGCUGUCGCCCAAGGUCUCCUCAUUAUCACCCUCAUUCCUUCCUUCGCUUGCAGCGCCCCCACCACUCUCUAGGCCGUCGACAGCAACACUUACACCUGCAGACGCAACACCUCCAGUUAGGCUGCCGCGGGGCAAAUCCAAGGCGGAACUCUUGAAGGAAUACCGGAAUCAAAUUGGGCGCCCUCACUUGCCGGAGCACCUCAUCCUCCGGGAUACUCUGUAUCUGCUGCAAGGUAUAUCUGGGAAAUAUGUACACUUCUCUGCGAGUACAGAUCCAAAUGGUAACAACGAAUUGGUAUUCACUGACGUUCCGUCGUACGUCAUCUCACGGCCAACCAAAGCCCUGGUACAUCGCCUGGCUGAAGUGGGUCACCUCUACAUGCGUGUAGACGCAUUCGUACGUGAACGGGAAGGCAAGGUCGGCGUAGGGAUGAUCGAGCAAAGUCUUUGCCACCACCUCCAGACUCAGCUCACGGAGUACUACCGUCUCAUCGCCGUGCUUGAAUCACAAAUGUCCGCACAAUCCAGCGAUGAUGACCCACCAGCGCAGGACGGCGCAAGCAUACGGGAGGAGACUGGUCUCACGCUAAAGAGACUAGAUGUCUGGAUUGAGGACUGGAAACUGCGGAUGCGAAUGAUGAGCGUUUGUGUGGAGGGUGCCAAGGGUGCACAUGGCGGUGCCUUAGUGAAUCUCAUCCAUGGAUACGCAGACAAUGGUGAUCCGUUCAUCCGCAAGUUCACUGACCAAUUGCUAGAUGAGGUAUCAAAACCCUUUUUCGCAACCCUGCACAAGUGGCUCUUCUCCGGCGAGCUCGUCGACCCCUUCUCAGAGUUCUUCGUCGCAGUCGACCCGGAGCUAGCGCAUCUUCAGUAUGGUCAGCCGUCACAUGACGGUAUUGGUCCGUCCGGCGGCGAUGGCGGCUUCGGCGGAUUGGGAGACGGUGAAGACAUAUCUAGUGAACGCGAGGGAGGUCUAAAGCUCUGGGAAAGCAAAUACCAGUUCCAGAAGGACAUGCUACCUGCAUUCGUCGGAGAGGUCUUCGGCAGGAAGAUCUUCUCAACAGGCAAGAGUCUGAACUUCAUUCGCUAUACUUGCCAUGACAGCGACUGGGUCGCAACACAAGAUAAAAUCAGCACUACUGGAGGCACUUUGCAAUACAGCGACAUCGCCGGUCUCGAGCGUUCGAUAGAUGCCGCGUACCAGAUCGCCAGUCAACGGCUGUUCGAGGUCUUCUUCGAGAAGUACAAUCUACUAGACCACCUCCUGGCGCUGAAACACUACAUGCUGCUGGGCUACGGUGACUUCAUCGACCAGCUCAUGGAAACAUUGUCCCCGAGUCUGUCUCGCCCUGCAAAUACUCUUUACCGCCAUAACCUCACAGCCACCCUCGAGUCCGCCAUCCGCUCUUCAAAUGCACAGAAUGACACUCCUGACGUCUUGCGCCGACUGGACGCUCGUAUGCUCGAAUAUUCUCAUGGCGAGAUUGGCUGGGACGUUUUCACGCUCGAAUACAAGGUGGAUGCGCCCAUCGACACCGUCCUUGACCCAGACACGAUGGUGAAGUACCUGAGGCUGUUCAACCACAUGUGGAAGAUCAAGCGCAUCGAGAGCACCUUGACGAAGGGCUGGAUGAGGAUCGCGGGAGGAUCGAGGACGUUCUUGCAGGUUCCAGAACUUGACUUCGAUUGGCAUCAGAUCCGCAUCGUCAUGGCGGAGAUGAUCCAUUUCAUCCGCCAGAUGGAGGCGUAUUGCCAACUAGAGGUCAUCGAGUGCUCGUGGAAGAUCCUUCUGGAGUUCGUCCAGAAGAGAGAGGGUGAUCUUGACGCCCUCAUCGAAGCUCACGGGGCGUACCUGGACCGUAUGGUAAAGAAGGUUCUCCUACUCAACCCCAAAGCCGGUCGAGAAGAGAACUUGUUGAACCAAGUGCGGGAUGUAUUCGCGAUUAUCCUGCAAUUCCGGGAAGCUACUGAUGACUUUUACAACUACUGCCUCUCCGAGGCUGCACGGCGAGACUCAGAACAAGACGCCGCAAGAGGCGUUUUUACUGGCAUGCCAUCCUCAGCUAGCAAACGCCACGACCCUGAAGCGGUCCACGACAUAUUGGCCCGCGUCAGGGAGUACGGCACCUCAUUCUCGGAACGGGUGCAGGCCAUCGUUCAAACGCUAUCUGGCCAUGCCGAUCUUGACUGUCGCUUUCUUGCUAUCCGUCUGUCGUUCUCGGACUUCUACAAGACCCGCAAAGAACCUCAGAAAUCGUAAUGUAUUGUAUUCCGUCGUAUGUGUCAUUACUGGGUCGUAAGGUAUCACUACAUUGUGUAAGUUGGGUAUACCCUGGUCCGUAACGUAUCGAGAAGGUCAUCCGGCAUUAUAAAGUGCUGUGAUGAUACUAAUACAAAGUAUGGGAUGUAUAACGAUACAGAUGCUGAGCGGACUUCGAAGAACGCAAGCAUAGUACUGUAUCACG